AUGUCGAUGAGCUUCUUGAGCAUGGUGGAGGCGGAGCUGCCACCGGGGUUCCGGUUCCAUCCGAGGGACGACGAGCUCAUCUGCGACUACCUCGCGCCCAAGCUCGGCGGCAAGGUCGGCUUCUCCGGCCGCCGGCCGCCCAUGGUGGAUGUCGACCUCAACAAGGUCGAACCAUGGGAUCUCCCCGUUGCGGCAUCCGUGGGGCCUAGGGAGUGGUAUUUCUUCAGCCUCAAGGACAGGAAGUACGCGACAGGGCAGCGGACGAACCGGGCUACGGUGUCGGGCUACUGGAAGGCGACGGGGAAGGACCGGGUGGUGGCGCGGCGAGGGGCGCUGGUGGGGAUGAGGAAGACGCUGGUGUUCUACCAGGGGAGGGCGCCCAAGGGCAGGAAGACCGAAUGGGUGAUGCAUGAGUACAGGAUGGAGCCUGCUCUUGACCAAUCCUACUCCUCCAACUUCUCCUCCAACUCCAAGGAUGAAGAUUGGGUGCUGUGCAGAGUCAUCUGCAAGAAGAAACUAGCGGGAGGCGGCGGCAGCUCCAAGGCAUCAAGGAGCCUCACCAGCAGUGGCGGCCGCGAGACCGUGCCAACCACGUCGCCACCACUGCCACCCCUCAUGGACACUACCCUAGCACAGCUCCAGGCCGCCAUGAACACCACCGGCGCCGGCGCAAUCCAGCAGGUGCCCUGCUUCUCCAGCUUCAACAACAUUGCCAGCAACGGCAACGGCAAUGGCAACAGCGCUGCAGCAGCAGCUCAGUCAUGCUACCUGCCCAUGGCUACAGGCGGCAGCCAUGGCAUGAGCUACCUGGACCAUGGCCUGCUGCCUGAACUGGGCGGCUGCUUUGAUCCUCUCAACAGCGACAAGAAGCUGCUCAAGGCAGUGCUGAGCCAGUUCGGCGGUGACGUGGUGCCAAGCCUGCAGCAUGAGAUGGCCGCUGCCACUGCCACUUCCUCCACUUGGAUGAGUCACUUUUAG
Molecule: messenger RNA, 978 nt
Organism: Miscanthus lutarioriparius
Lineage: Eukaryota; Viridiplantae; Streptophyta; Magnoliopsida; Poales; Poaceae
Source: the annotation of a GenBank genome assembly